Mya arenaria is the source of this 3241-nucleotide messenger RNA. Its product is annotated as histamine H2 receptor-like. Bases 871 to 2496 code for a protein of 541 amino acids. The transcript has 2 exons. Gene Ontology annotation, molecular function: G protein-coupled receptor activity. Lineage: Eukaryota; Metazoa; Mollusca; Bivalvia; Myida; Myidae. Gene Ontology annotation, cellular component: membrane. The record is from RefSeq and is a predicted model, not a curated record. Gene Ontology annotation, biological process: G protein-coupled receptor signaling pathway.
UCCACAUUGCUAAACCCAAACGUAUUGUGAAAACAGCUCUGUUUUGUUUUUGUCCCAUGAUUACAUGGAGACUGUAUUGCACUGUGGAAAAAUAUUUUGUGCUGAUAUUCACUGACUGAAAACUUGAUACAAGAAAAUUAUUAUUGCACAUAUCUGUUGAUUGUAGUGAGAUAUUUGCUCAUUGUGAUAUUUCAAGAGUUUAAUUUAUAGAGCCCCUGGGAAUUUGUUUCAUGCGUCUGGAUGAUUUAAUAGAAUCAUUUUUUUCCAUUUGCUAAGUCUCUGCAAGGAAACAUUUAUCACAAAAAUGAAAAUCUGAGAAAAUUGGAAACUGAGAAAGUUUUCUUCGACUGAAGGCAUAAGUUCAGCAAGACAAACGACAUUUAGCAGUGACCUGACAAAAAUUCUAAUUUCUAACUGAUGUGAGAAACAUAAACCUUAUUCUACAUUUUUCCAAGGAAGAGGGACAAACCACAAAUCAAUUGUGGAUUUAUAACAGAGACUGAUAUACCAGGCAAAGUAUGAAUGAAACAGCCCUGGAAAUGACCCCAAGGACCAGCAGGUUUCUAAUAUAGUUAGUGGACAAAUCAAGGGACACUUGGCAAACACCAAUAGUGGACAUUAGAGAGGACAGUGUGUCUAGCUGACCAGCGAGAAUCUUAUUGGAGACGGUGCUCUAACCUCUAGGGAAAUCUAGAACUUCUAUGGUGGAGAUUUAAUUAGUGUCUGUGCAACAUAUAAAGAUAACUUUACUCAUUUUACUACUUUUCGGAUACCAAAAGCAGGUGAGAACUGCCGACAAGAUCUCACGUUAAGGCGUACAGCAGGCUCGAUAAUGUCAAAGUCCGCAUCCCAUCAUAUGAUGGCAAAACCAUGUCAGACGACCAAUAUUACAGUACCACAAAGGUAAACCGAGUGGUGUCUCGCGAAUUGCAGGGAGCGACGAAGGUGAAUGACUACAACUUCUCCCCGGAGUCUCAAGUGGGUCAUCCACCAAAUAAGCUCGUUGAAACUUCCGACAUACAACAGGAUGUGAUGUCAACAAAUCCCAGCGACCAUUCAGAAGCUUAUUACCUUUAUUUCAUCGCCACGGUCGGAAUCGCUCUCAAUAUAGUGGUGAUUCUGGCCAUAAUAGUACGACGUCCACUCCGAAAAAUGACCAGCGGAUUCCUUAUCCAUGCGUGUCUCCUUGACCUGUUUAAAUCGGCUUACUGCAUUCCUAUAGCCACCAACCUGCUUUCUCAGACCAAACCAGUUGACUGUGAUUUUUUCGGAGCUAUGUUUGUGAUACUCGUCACCACCUCCGUGUUCAAUAUGGUUGCCAUGGUGUGUACGGAAGCCUACACAUUUGGCGAGAAAAACAUCGGAGGCAACUCAAAAGGCACAGUAAUCUGUAUCAUGUUUGGCAUAAUUCUAGUGUAUAUUGGUAGCAUCAUACUUCAUCUGGGUCCAACACUUAUUGGCGGUCAUUUUGAUUUUCAACCCGAAAUUGGCAGUUGUUCGUUUACGUUCGGAAAACAGACUGGUUAUGUUGCACACAUCAUGUGGGUGAUUAUCAGCACAGUGGCGAUGAUAGCUGUGUUUCACUUUAUAUACAGAUUGUAUAAGGAGAUACAAAUCAAUCGACCAAACAGAGUUUCCUUCCUUGUGCGCACCUCGAUAACUGUAAUGGAUAGUUCCACUAGCUCAACCUGCAGACUUCGUAAAAUCAUCCGCGAUGCAACUCACCGUGCCAAAAUUUUCAUCUACAAUGCUGUGUUAUAUAUAGUGUGUUGGUACCCAUACUUCUUAUUAAUCAUUCUUGACAAGAACUUUACAGUUUCACCCAAAGUUUACCAAGCGUUUGCAUUCAUUGCUUGGUCCCAAGGACCCUUGCAGCCUAUCAUGUACAUAUUUUUCGAUCGCAAUCUAAACAUUCUUGCCAAGCACAUGUACUGUGAUAAAUACCGCUAUGAUAUCGACACAAUCAUACAAAUGAUGAUGAACAGACACCGAACUUCUGAACAGACAGACCCAAGAUUUCAAGAUCGGGAUGCCUCCUUCUCCAGUUCUGAGCCCCCGAACAAUCUUGAUGCACAUAGGAGGCCAAGGAAUAAUGUAUUGAACGAGCACAGAAACAUUUGUAUGGUGCAAAAUACUUCCAACCACAACACUCAGAACCUUGCCCUUAACAUACCAAACAUGGAGCCUAUAGACUUGACCCAGCAGCUGGUUCCUUGCUCUAACAUACCACCAGCAUCUGAGGGGUCGGAAGAAUUACCACCCCCACCCCUUUCCCUAGCGUCCCCCCAUGGAACACCUGUUUCCUUCCACGGAGCACCCGCUCCCCCUCCAAACUUCCAAGAUACAGCAGGUACCCACUCUGGUUUCCAUGGGAACCCAAGGAUCAUUCAUGAAAGGUCAAGGACACCAGUGACACAAAUGAGUGACAAAAACUAUGAGAAUUAUAAUAGAGACAUAGCAUACACUCAUAAUGAGCUGACUGAAGUUGAAUUCUAAAAUAUUCCAUAUUUGUAAAGACAGUAUGAAAGAUUUUAGUUUAAAUAUACUGAUAAUUGAAUGUUUCUUUAACUCACGUUCUUUUUUAUUUUUUGAAUUUGACUUCCACUACCACAGAUUAGAUAAAAACUAAACUUAUCUUUGAAUCUUGCCAAAACCACUUCCAAAAUUUUGCUAAUAAUAAUAAUAAUAAUUUUCAAUUUCUUAAAAUUUUCAAGUGUAGCUUUUUUCAGAACUUGUUUGAAUCGUACAUGAAUCAGUAGCUUAUUUGAUAUUUGCAUUCUUUAAGGUUGUGUCCUAUAUGUUCUACAUGAUUAUACAUUUAUACAUUACACUUUCUAAUGUUCAUUACUUCCAUUAGCGCUGUGUAUCAAAACAACAGGGCUAAGCGCGAGACUGACGUAACUUCAUAGAAAAAGACAGAGUUACCUCCAUAUCAAGCUCAGCUUUCGCAAUAUAUUCGUGUUCUGACAUUCUUAGUGCAAAAAGUUCCUAUAGUUUAUUUUCUGCAUCUCGGGCACAUAAACAUUUGAUAAAUUGAUUUAAUCGCAGAUAAAAUCUACAGAACAGAAUAAAAAUGUUAGCACAGCGCAUAAAUCAUUCAUGUUAUCAAAUCAUGUUUGUAGAGAAGAAAUUUCAUUGUUGUUUUCAUCCACACACCGAGAGUACUGCUUGUUUAAUACGAUUAUACAGUCAUGUUGACUUGUAUGAAAAUUCUGUGAAACAAAUUAAAUAUGUAAAUACA